Molecule: messenger RNA, 826 nt
Organism: Daphnia magna
Lineage: Eukaryota; Metazoa; Arthropoda; Branchiopoda; Diplostraca; Daphniidae
Exons: 3
Coding region: 153-686 (177 amino acids)
Cellular component (GO): extracellular matrix
Source: RefSeq, a predicted model, not a curated record
AACGUGCCUCCGAUUCAUCCGCAAUGUUUGCAUGUUUCGCAUCCAAAUGCUGAUGUGGCAGUUGGAUAUAUAAAGACGCGGAUUUUCGAUAGAUUGGACCAUCAUUUUAUCGUCUACUUCCAAACCGAAUCCACUACGACAAAAAUACAAAAAUGAAGGUUUUAAUGGUCUCCGGUUUGAUGGCUGUCACCCUGAUCGUUCAAAUUCAAGCAACUGGAUAUGAAGCCAAGCCUUAUCCAUCAUAUCCUUCUCCGGGUGAUUCUGCGCAUUCAUCAGAUAAAUCAUCUGAGGAACAAACGGGAGAGCCUUAUUCGUUUGGUUAUCACAUCAGAGAUGAGCCGUCUUACAAUCUGUUUGGUCAGCAGGAAGAGAAAACUGAUGGCAAGAAAGUAUCGGGUUCCUAUUACGUCAAUUUGCCAGACGGCCGUCACCAGAUGGUCAAUUACAAGGACGACGGUUAUGGUUAUGUCGCUGACGUUAAAUACGAAGACAUCAAGUACCCCAGUGCUCCGUCCUACGCCAAGUAUAAGCGUGAAGUCCAACAUAAUAACGACGCUCCUUCCUACCCCAGUAGAACCCUUUACUACCCUACUACACCUUCCUAUCGUUCUGCUCCAACCUACCCCACGUACAAAGGCGGAGCGACGUACAAUCAGGACGCUCCUUCCUACCCGAAAAAUGACUAAAAUGCAUCAGUGACCGAAUUCAACAAAAGAAAAACGUUGGCUUUAGACUAACAAUCUGGUUCUUAUUCCGGAUGUAUAAAUAAAACGUGUAGUUAUAGAAAGCAACAACAACAACAAAAAAUACAAAUGUUUAAAAGGUU